CCAAUUACGAAAAAAAUAGUCGAGUUUAUAAACCCCCAGUUGACAAUCCUCACCCCUACACAUUCACGCGUUGGUUCAAAGCUUCCGUCUCCUUCUCUCUCUCUCUCUCCCUCGAUCUCCAUCUUCAAGAUCCCUCUGCGAAAGCUCAUCGAAGGGAUCCGUAGCCAGAAAUGGGGCUUACAUUCACGAAGCUUUUCAGCCGGCUUUUUGCCAAGAAGGAGAUGCGAAUUCUGAUGGUCGGUCUUGAUGCCGCCGGUAAGACCACCAUCCUCUACAAGCUCAAGCUUGGUGAGAUCGUCACAACCAUUCCCACCAUUGGGUUUAAUGUGGAGACUGUGGAGUACAAGAACAUCAGCUUCACUGUCUGGGAUGUCGGGGGUCAGGACAAGAUCCGACCAUUGUGGAGGCACUACUUCCAAAACACACAGGGUCUUAUCUUUGUUGUGGACAGCAAUGACAGAGACCGUGUUGUUGAGGCAAGGGAUGAAUUGCAUAGGAUGUUGAAUGAGGAUGAACUGCGUGAUGCUGUGUUGCUCGUAUUUGCUAAUAAACAAGAUCUUCCCAAUGCAAUGAAUGCUGCCGAAAUCACUGAUAAGCUUGGCCUGCACUCUCUGAGACAGCGUCACUGGUACAUUCAGAGCACCUGUGCAACCUCUGGGGAGGGUCUAUAUGAGGGGCUCGAUUGGCUCUCCAACAACAUUGCUAACAAGGCGUGAUCGUAUUGAGGAGUCAUUUUGUGGACCGGAAAUUCUGGAUGCAGGGGUGAACAUUAUCUUGUUCUUUUUGUUUUUUCUUGAGACAAUUGAAUUGUUGUUAAAUCUUGUAUUUCUUCUGGGAAUUCUCAUUUCGUGUAGGAGGAAGACCUUUAAUAUUAUGUUAUGAUAGAAAGAACGAAUGAGUGGGAGUGGGAGUGGGGUUGGUCAAAUCAAAUGUAUACAUUUGAGCUCUUGGUUGGAUUUUGGAUACAGUUUCUGAAUUGUAAUUGCUAUGUCUACUGUUGUGUUGUG
Messenger RNA from Malus domestica (apple), 1007 nucleotides. RefSeq names its product ADP-ribosylation factor 2. Gene Ontology annotation, biological process: intracellular protein transport; vesicle-mediated transport. Gene Ontology annotation, cellular component: cytoplasm. Gene Ontology annotation, molecular function: GTPase activity; GTP binding. The record is from RefSeq and is a predicted model, not a curated record. NCBI's taxonomy places the organism in Eukaryota, Viridiplantae, Streptophyta, Magnoliopsida, Rosales, Rosaceae.